This is a messenger RNA of Stegostoma tigrinum, 995 nucleotides long. Its product is annotated as microtubule-associated protein RP/EB family member 1-like. NCBI's taxonomy places the organism in Eukaryota, Metazoa, Chordata, Chondrichthyes, Orectolobiformes, Stegostomatidae. The transcript has a single exon. Gene Ontology annotation, biological process: protein localization to microtubule plus-end; regulation of microtubule polymerization or depolymerization; spindle assembly. Gene Ontology annotation, molecular function: microtubule plus-end binding. The record is from RefSeq and is a predicted model, not a curated record. Bases 1 to 912 code for a protein of 303 amino acids. Gene Ontology annotation, cellular component: microtubule organizing center; cytoplasmic microtubule; spindle midzone.
AUGGCAGUCAACGUUUACUUUACAUCUUCGACCAGCGACAACUUGAGCCGCCAUGACAUGUUGGCCUGGGUCAACGAUUCUCUUCAGCUGAACUACACCAAGAUCGAGCAGCUGUGCUCGGGGGUAGCCUACUGCCAGUUCAUGGACAUGUUGUUCCCCGGUUCCAUCAUCCUGAAGAAAGUCAAGUUCCUGGCCAGGCUGGAGCACGAGUACAUCCAGAACUUCAAACUGCUGCAGGCGGCCUUCAAGAAGAUGGAGGUGGACAAGAUCAUCGCAGUGGACAAGCUGAUGAAGGGCAAGUUCCAGGACAAUUUCGAGUUCCUGCAGUGGUUCCGCCGCUUCUUCGACGCCAACUACGACGGGAAACCGUACGACCCGGUAGCCGCCCGCCAGGGCCAGGAGACCGGCCCGGCCCCCGGCGCCUCGGGCCUAGUCUUCAACAAGCCCAAAAAGACGCUGAGCACCCUGAGUGCCGCCUCUGGCCCGGACAGGAAGGACAAAGCCGUGCGGUCCUCAUCGUCAGGGACCUCGCUGCUUCGCUCCAAGGCCUCCUCCCACCUGAAGUCGGGCGGCGUGGCGGUGCCGGCGACGCCGGUCCCGUCUCCCGCCAAAAGCGCCGCCGCCGCCGCUCCGGACAAGAGCAACAACAACAACAUGGCGGGUAACGGCGACGCUCAUGUGGCCGAGCUGGCCGAGCAAGUGAGGGCCUUGAAGAGCGACCUGCUGGAGCUGGAGAAAGAACGGGACUUCUACUUCGGGAAGCUGAGGAACAUCGAGAUGAUCUGCCAGGAGAACCAGCAGGAAGAUAACGGGCUGGUCCAGCUGGUGGAGAAGGUGCUCUACUCCGUUGAAGACGGGUUCAACCCGCGGGAGGCCGCCAUUGAGCAGCCUGAGGAGCCAGAGGAAUAUUAACAGGGUGAGCCCAUGACCCUCCACAGCUUAUUGCAAAUCUGUGCUUAGAGAGUGGAGACCCCCCUCGUUUGCCGCAAAGUUUU